This is a messenger RNA of Ahaetulla prasina, 2016 nucleotides long. RefSeq names its product ermin (gene ERMN). The record is from RefSeq and is a predicted model, not a curated record. Gene Ontology annotation, biological process: morphogenesis of a branching structure; regulation of cell shape; regulation of cell projection organization. Gene Ontology annotation, cellular component: extracellular exosome; internode region of axon; filopodium. The transcript is spliced from 3 exons. NCBI's taxonomy places the organism in Eukaryota, Metazoa, Chordata, Lepidosauria, Squamata, Colubridae. Gene Ontology annotation, molecular function: actin filament binding. Bases 127 to 909 code for a protein of 260 amino acids.
UUCUUUAUUCAACACACACACAAACCUACACAGAACAAUUGGUCUGAAUAGUGCAAUAUUUAUAGGAUUUUUUUUAUUGUUACUGGAUACAAAUCUGCAAGGAAGCAACUGGACGUUACUUUAAUCAUGACAGAAGAUAUCCAAGCUCCGACCAGUAUUAAUCGGAACAUGUCUUCUGAAAAACCUCAGCUCCAGGUCAUUGAUAUUAUUGAUCAACUAGCUAAUUCUUCUGAGAUACGUCCAUAUGAAAUUACAGAGAUUAAUCCCGGCUCUCCUUUUAUAGAAGAAAAUCAAGAAGGUGCCAAACAUUUGGCAGAGAAUUCAGCACACCAAAUUUCGGAUGCUACAAAAGAACUUCAAGGAAAGCCAGAAGGAAAAAGUGAAGAAAAAAAUUAUCUCAUUUGCCAGGAAUCAAGAGUCUGUGAAGAAGAAUCCAGAGAUGGGCUCCAGGAGAAAACUGCUAUUUUAAGUACUACAGAAUGUCAGGGAGAAAAAAAUGCCCCAUCCAAGCUUCGGGACGAAAACAUCAACAGCCCUACAGAAACAAAGGAGGAGCAAGGAAAGACACAGUUGAACGAGACCAGUGAGCAAAUGAAAGAAGAAACACUGUUAAAAGACAAUGAGAGCCUAACAGAAGAAGAUUGGGAAGGUGAAGAUGACGAAUUUCAACAGGAAAACAGUGCGGCGUCUCAUAAAAAGGGGCAAGAAAACAAUAAUAUCCAAGGCCUUCCUACCAGUCCCAGCUGUGCCUCUCAGACUGAGAAAUAUGAUGACCAACCAGGGGCCCUGAAAAAAAAUGAUAUCUCUCGGCACAGUUAUUCUCGUUAUAACACCAUAUCUUAUCGGAAGAUCCGGAAGGGAAACACUAAACAGAGAAUCGAUGAAUUUGAAUCCAUGAUGCAUUCAUAAACUGAGUCAGAGAAUCAAAUAGCCUUGCUAGGAUUCUUCCCUUCCAUCUAUCUCCACUCCAGAUGUUUCUCCAUCUACAAUAUCAACUUAUUGUAAAGUCUUUGGUGGCUUCAAUCCAACUAAAUGUAGUAGUCCUGACUAAUGGUAUAACAAGAGGCUCCCUUGCCACUUGGGAGUUAGCCACAUUGACCGCAUGAAGGUUUACUUCUAAAUAAAUAUAUACAUAAGAUCAGGAUGCAUGAUUGCAACCCUAUACACACUGAACUGGAAGAAGUCCUACUCAAUGAAAUGUAACUUACGAUGGCAAGUACGUACCUACAUAUCUGGCAACAAGCUUGUGGUCUGAUUUCAGGCCUACUGAUUUCAGUGGACUUAGAUGCAACUGAUUGUAGCUGGACCGGGGCCCAGUAUGUAUUGUUUGAUUAUAGACUUAAACAGUGUAACUACUUCUAUUUUAAAAUGACAGUUUUAGGGUUUAAGUCGAUAGUGCGAUCAAUUUAUCCUAAUUCGAUUUUAAAGAUAAAUUUCAAACAAAAUGUUUCUGUCCAUUUUUGGUACAUCAUUGAUACUUUGUUCUGUUUUAACAAGGGUGGUUGUUGUUGUUUUUUUGCCGGUUUUUCUAUAGCGCUAUCUUGCAUAAGUUCUCAUCAGCAUUUCAUGUCAGUCUUAAUAAAUUACAUAUACUGACUAAUUCAGCCCAGUAGCAUCUUUCUAAGAGAGUGAUCCACUUCACACUUAUUUGACAGCUAGAGUAUAGAAAACAGGAUGCUUUGAAAAUAUGACUCAUUGGGGUUCUAUCAACUACAGUCCUAUACACACCUAUCAUCAAGUGCAAUGGUUUUGAGGGCAGGACAAGAAGCAAUGGAUGGAAACUAAUCAAGGAGAGAAACAACCAUGAAAUCAUCUUUGGAGAACUUGGGGCACCUUAUAUGGUUUCCCCAAAAUACAGAUGACCACAAAAUGCCUUUCCUAAGAUAACCAGGCAAGUAGAUGCGUAUAACAGUUAUGUCUCUAUUCCAACCAUCUGAGAAAUGAACGGAAAUUAUGAAUGCUAAUUUUCAGGUUUAUCUUCUGAAGGUAUUCAACAGAUCGGCUGAGUUAACAGAC